AUGUCGUCCGCCGCGCCUCGCUCUGGCGAGCGCGUAAUUCACCAGGACUUCAUCGCUCGCAUUCGCUAUUCCAAUGCCCUCCCUCCGCCACCGAACCCUCCUAAGCUUCUCGAUAUCCCAAACACAGGCCUCUCCAGCGGCCAAUAUACGACACCGGGAUUUGCGUCGAGGCUGGCGCGAGAGCAGCCGCUCAACAUUGAAGCUGAUGCUGAGCUGGGUAUGCCCCUAGACCUGGUGGGUAUGCCAGGCGUCUUUGAUGGCGACGAGAGUUCUAUCCAGGCACCCGCACAAGCACCGCCAGUGCAUCCACACGACAAGCCGCUGCUGAGGCCCAUCGCUGCGCUCGGCAAGCCCAAGGUCGCCGAAGCCAACGUAUCUUUCCUCCGCCGAACCGAAUACAUCUCCUCCGUUGCGUCGAAACGGUUCGAGAGCAACAGCCCACGCGCGCUGCUGAUGAAGGCCAAGCGGCCGGUUGCGCGCCCGGCCGAAGCCGCCGCUGAUGCUCCCCAGACCAUCAAGCGCAAGAUUGAGCGCUCCUUUGACGUUGCUGAGCAGGAGCUCAACGACCCCAAGCGCGCCAAGCACCCGACCAAGAAGCACCUCAAAGCCGUGGAGGUCACGCCUCUGAUCCCGGAUCUGGACGCCUUUCCCGACUCGGGCGCCUACGUCACCAUCAAGUUCCUCACAAACCCCAUGGCAGGCUCCGGCAGCAAGUACGAUUCGCGCCUGCUGAGCAGUCUGUUCCGGCCCAUCGACAAGACGGCCCAGGAGGAGGCCGCUUACGAGGCCGCCCUGGCCGCCCACGAGACGGACCCCAUCGGCAACCCCAAGCCGCAGAACCUGAUGAACUACGACUUUUACCUGGGCGACGGCGCCGAGGUCGGCAAGAACUUCCGCCGCAAGUUUGACGUUGACGACCCGGAGCACGACGAGGACGCGCUCUACACGGACCAAGCUAGCGGCUGCUUCGCAUUCAGCCGCGUGCGCGCGUACGAGACGGCGCAGGAGAUUGAGCUCGACCACGCUACAAAGUACCAGGAUGAGGUGCUGCUCGCCUUCAACGACGACGAGAGCUACCCGCGUCAAAAGGCCGUGUACUACUACCCCGUCAUGCAGAAGUCGACGAUCCGCCCGCAGCGCACCAAGAACAUUGCGCGCACCGCCGGCGUCUACGAGGAGGAGCAGAUUGUCGACCAGCUCGACAUCACCGUCGACGACCCUACCGAGGAGAUGCGCGACGCCAUGAAGCGCUACCACGAGCAGCCGCUUGGCUGGCAGGACGAGGAGGGCGAGGGCGCCGAGGAGGACGAAGCGGAGGAGGCAGAGGAGCAGGUGCCGACGAUCGAGCAGCCCGAGGAGGAUGCGGACGGCGAUGAAGAGACUAACACGAGACAACGGGAGCCGUCGGAGGAAGGGGACGUGGACGGCGACGAGGAUGAGGACGAGGAUUGA
This is a messenger RNA of Akanthomyces muscarius, 1452 nucleotides long. RefSeq lists its product as uncharacterized. The record is from RefSeq and is a predicted model, not a curated record. Gene Ontology annotation, molecular function: chromatin binding; RNA polymerase II complex binding. The transcript is spliced from 2 exons. Bases 1 to 1452 code for a protein of 483 amino acids. Gene Ontology annotation, cellular component: Cdc73/Paf1 complex. Gene Ontology annotation, biological process: transcription elongation by RNA polymerase II. NCBI's taxonomy places the organism in Eukaryota, Fungi, Ascomycota, Sordariomycetes, Hypocreales, Cordycipitaceae.